GAUCGAGCUCAAUUUACAAAAGCAUUUUUUUUAUAGUGUCCAGGAGAAUAGCCUGGAAAAUUAAAGAUGAAGCAACAGUACUCAAUCUCCUCCAUUUCAGUUUUCCUUCUUUUCCUCCACUAUACCAAUACCUUUGCCCAGUCACCAGCAGCAGCCCCAGCGCAGGCACCAGCAGUAGUCGUAGCACAACCCCCAGCCGCAACUCCAACACAGGCAGCUGCUCCACACGGCAUCACCAACGUCACCAAAAUCCUUGAGAAGGCUGGCCAUUUCACGAUCUUUAUCCGCCUUUUGAGAUCCACCCAAGAGGAAAACCACUUAUUCUCCGCGCUUAAUGAUUCAAGCUCUGGUUUAACCAUCUUUGCACCAACAGAUAGUGCAUUUUCGGAACUCAAAUCAGGAACUCUCAAUACUCUAAGUGAUGGUGACAAGUCUGAGUUGGUGAAGUUCCACGUAGUUCCAACAUUCCUAUCCACUUCCCAGUUUCAGACUGUAAGUAAUCCUCUUGGAACAUGGGCUGGAACAGGUAAUAGGUUACCACUUAACGUCACAAGUUAUCCAAACUCGGUGAACAUAACCACAGGACUUACCAAUACAAGUUUAUCUGGCACGGUAUACACGGACAACCAGCUAGCCAUUUAUAAGAUUGAGAAGGUGCUACUUCCUAAGGACAUUUUUGGAUCCAAUGCUCCAGCUCCAGCACCAGUACAGGCACCUGCAGGAGAAAAACCUACUAAGGCGGUUCCUGCUGCUAAUGUAUUCAUUUGUUGUUUUUUCUCUGUGAUCACCCUGGUGCCAUCGUAUAAUGCCCUAACUGUUUCUUAA
Molecule: messenger RNA, 825 nt
Organism: Populus euphratica (Euphrates poplar)
Lineage: Eukaryota; Viridiplantae; Streptophyta; Magnoliopsida; Malpighiales; Salicaceae
Product: fasciclin-like arabinogalactan protein 12
Exons: 1
Coding region: 67-825 (252 amino acids)
Biological process (GO): plant-type secondary cell wall biogenesis
Cellular component (GO): plasma membrane
Source: RefSeq, a predicted model, not a curated record